Messenger RNA from Mytilus trossulus (common blue mussel), 904 nucleotides. RefSeq names its product perlucin-like protein. The transcript is spliced from 6 exons. Bases 151 to 720 code for a protein of 189 amino acids. The record is from RefSeq and is a predicted model, not a curated record. Lineage: Eukaryota; Metazoa; Mollusca; Bivalvia; Mytilida; Mytilidae. Gene Ontology annotation, molecular function: signaling receptor activity.
ACAAAUUAACCUUCCUUUUGACAAACUGCGACGUGCAUAUUGAACCAUAUACGGAUAACCAGACAAUAUCAUCAUCUUCUUAAUCUAUAUUGGAUAAAUAUACGUCUGACUCAAACGAUUGUAUUAUUCAAGGCAAAUUGUAAUUCAGAGAUGUUUGUUUACGUGAUAUUGUUGUCUUGCUGUCUUUCUCUUAUCUCUGCUGAGUCCUGUCUUGGAAAUCAGGAGGAAUCUUUACUCAAUGACAUUAAAUCUGCUAUACAGAAGUUGGAAAUAAGAUUGAAAGAUAAGUCUUUUCGGUGCUCUCCUGGAUGGAAAGAACACGCAAACCACUGCUACAAUUUCAUCUCAACACCAGUUACGUGGAAUGAAGCAGAGAGGGCUUGCCGAAAGAUUGGAGGAUACUUAGUAAAGGUGGAUAACGAGUCAGAAAGCAACUGGUUGAAGCAAGAGGCAAAUGUUGAAGAAAAAAGUUUCUGGGCUGGGGCUGCGGAUUUCAACGAGGGUGACUGGAGAUGGAUCGUCGACUUUUCGAACGUGACUUUUACAGAUUGGCAUACUGGGCAACCAGAUAACUCUGGGGGACAUGAGGACUGCCUUGAGAUUGAGAAAUCAUAUAACUAUCAAUGGAACGAUGUUGUAUGCACUAUACAAAAUGGGUAUAUAUGUGAAAGCGAAAAGGGUGGAGCAUGUAUCCCCUAUUCGAAACUGUUCCGCAAGUAAAUGCGAUUGAAGAGAACAAAAUACAUCCCUUGGCAAGAUAUACGUUGACACCUGUAUGGCACAAGAAACAGGCUGUUGUUGAUGUCAUAAUUAUCUACCGGAAUUAAACUCAAUUUCGAUAUGAUAUAUAAUACUGUGUAUCGAAUAUGUUAUCAUUUUAAUUCGAUAUAAACUUAUCAUAGAU